AUGAAAACUGCUGGCGGCGGCCGCAGCUCCCGGCCGAAAGCGCUUCCGCGAGCAGCGGCGCUCGGGGCUCGGCGGCAGGCGGCUACCCUGGCCGCGCUCGCCCUGCUCGGCGCCUGCGGUCCGGCCCCGCCGCCGGCUUCAGCCCGUCCCGGGCAGGCGCCACAUACACCAGCGGCCGGGGCGCUCCGGACGGCCGGGGGGGCGCGGAGGCGGCUACACCGGCGGCUACACCGGCGGCGGCGGCGGCGCUUCGGAGGAGCAGGACGCGGUGGCCGCGGCGGCGGAAUGGACCCUUUCCCGGGAGCCAAAACUCGAAGCCCCCGGGAGCGGCGCUGUCAGAGGGUGACGUCGGGGGGCGGCGCCUGCGCCAUAUAUGGGAGCGGCCGCCCCUCGCCGCGCCCCUCGCCGCCGCCGCCGCCGCCGCGCUCGCUGACUGACUGCCUGACGGCGCCGCGAGCCGGCCCGAGCCCCGCGAGCCCCGCGAGCCCCGCCGCCACCGAGCGCCACCGCGCGCCGCCGCCGCCGCCGCCCCCGGCCGCGCUCCGCGGCUCCUCGCGCCCACCCGCAGCCCGGGAAGUUCCCCCAGACCUCCCCGGCGCCAGCCUCUCUAAAAGCCGAGCGGACGCCGCGGGCGCCCGGGUCCUGCCCUCAGUGCCGCCGGGCCCGGGAGAGCGCGCGGCGCGCAGCUUCCCGACCUGGUUUCGAGGAAUCGGGAGGGCAACAGGGCACGGGCAGCGCGUGGGCCCGGCGGCCGAGCUCCUGCCGGAGCUCCCGGGGGCCAGACGGGCGCCCAGGGGCCGGGCCGGGCGGGGCCUGACCUUCGUUGGGAACCCCGCGGGCCGAGACGGCGACGCCGACCGCUCAGGGCCCCGCGCUCAACGCGAUUUGCACGGGUGGCCCUUGCGCCGCCGCCGCCUCUCCGCCGCCGCCUCCUCCUCCUCGGAGGGCCGAGCCGGGCGGUACGACCCGGCGGCGUCCGCACCCAGGCCCAGCCCGGCCACCCUGCUGGCCUUGCAGUGCCCAGUGGCCCGGCCGCCGCGCGCCUCCAAGCCCCUCCGCUCCCGGGGCCUCCACUGCUGCGUGGUGCAAGGCCAGGAGAGCGAGAGGCGGGCUGGUGCCAGACUCAAGAGUCAUCCAGAAACUUGGGCCAAGUCGGGGUCCCAGGGAGCCAAGCCCGGCGCCGGCAACAAGGCCAGGGCAGUGAGCGCCGCGCCCACGCCGUCGCUGGCGAGAAACGUGCGCCCCAAGUGCCCAGUCCCGCGGGAGACAGCGGACGCGCCGCGGAAUUCGCUCGACCCUCUCCCUGGAAAUCCCAGGGCUCUCCAAGUGCCCCGCCUGGGCCGCGCGGCCGGAGAGCGAGGACGGGGGCUGCGCGGUGGCCACCAGGCCUGCCGCAGCCAGGCUGGGGUCUCUCGAGGGGAGCCCCUCCGCUCGCACGAACGUCCGGGACCCACGGACCCCCGUCCGCCCCCAAAUGCUGCCCAGGCCGGCCCUCGGCCCGCGCUCACCUCCCCGCGGUCCGGCCAGGAGGGGCGCAGGCGGACCCCCACCCCCGGCCCCGGCCCCCCGGAGCCCGAGCGGCCGCCCAGGCAGCGCUCGCCCGCCGCCAGAACGCUGCCAGGGCGCGGCGCAAAAGUUCACUGCGAGGCCAGGCCCGCAGCGCCGCCCGAGGUCCCGGGCUCCCGCGUCCCCAACCCCGCCGCGCGCCCCCGCCGCAGCCCCGCCCGCGCCCCCGCAGGCCAGGGGAACGCACCCCCGCGGCGGGUGGCGCGCCCGGCCCCCCUGCGCCCAGCGCCCGGCCCGCGGCGCGCCAAGUUCAACUUUCGUGGCCGGCGGCCUCUGGGGGCCGCAGGCCGGGGCGGGGAGCCCCCGACGCGGCCGCGAGCGGACCCCGCGCGCCUACCUGCGCCGCUCAUUCGACGGGCGUCGCGGGGCGCCCUGGCCGCGAGGUGGCGGCGGCGCCAGCGGCCGGCCGGGAGGGUGUGCGGCCCGGCGCCUUCCCACGUUCCCACCUCCCACCCUCCCGGGAGAGCCCACGGGCCGGGCCGCGAGCGCGCCAGUGCGCACGCGCCGCGCUGCCUUCCACCGCGGGAGGCGGCGGCGCGGCGGGCGGGGGCCGGGCGGUGGCGCGAGGAGGUGCCCGCAGGCGGCCCCGCGGCCCGCCCCCGCCGCCGUGCCCCCCGCCCGCCGCCCUUGCGGAGGGACCUCCGGAGCGUCCCCGGGGCCGGGCGCGGGGCCCCCACGGGGAGGCCUUCCGCAAGCGCCGGAGCCCCGCUCCUUCCUCCAGGGCCCAAAGGCUUUGGCGACCCCUGA
Messenger RNA from Lynx canadensis (Canada lynx), 2313 nucleotides. Its product is annotated as basic proline-rich protein-like. Lineage: Eukaryota; Metazoa; Chordata; Mammalia; Carnivora; Felidae. The coding region runs from base 1 to 2313 and encodes 770 amino acids. The transcript is spliced from 9 exons. The record is from RefSeq and is a predicted model, not a curated record.